Messenger RNA from Tachysurus vachellii, 12359 nucleotides. RefSeq names its product polycystic kidney disease 1b (gene pkd1b). The record is from RefSeq and is a predicted model, not a curated record. The transcript has 41 exons. Gene Ontology annotation, biological process: kidney development. Gene Ontology annotation, cellular component: membrane. Gene Ontology annotation, molecular function: protein binding. Bases 1 to 12117 code for a protein of 4038 amino acids. Lineage: Eukaryota; Metazoa; Chordata; Actinopteri; Siluriformes; Bagridae.
AUGGAUCUUGUGCACCUGAGUCUCAUCCUGAUCCUCAGCACUGUGACCAGAAGCUCCAGUGGUGAAGAUUUCUGCCCAAAAGGAGCCCAGAUAGACCGAGACGGGUCACGCUGUUACUGGAUGCCGGAGUCUAGGUUAACCUGGCAAGACACGAGGGCCGAUUGUCUGAAAGUUAAUGGAGGAGAUCUCGCCGUAGUGGACAAACCGAGCAUCCAGACGUUUAUAGUAAACUCGUUUCUGCUAGAAGCCCCUGGAUUUGUUUGGCUGAGAAACGGACUCACAAGUCUUUUUGAUGCUGUUUACCCGAAUCAUGAAGACAGAGAGCGAGAGACAUGUCCUCAGAUGUCUCUUGGUUCUGGACAGUGGAAAAGGAGCCCAUGUAACCAAAAACAUCGCUUUAUUUGUGGGAAACAGAUAUCAGUGUCUUUGCCAUCGUUGGACAGCUAUGUUAUCGGGGUGCCGCUUAUGUCUGCUGUAUACACACAGACUCAGCUACAUGCACUGCCUUCACCACCGGACGUAGAACAGCAGAGAGCUGAGAUGAUGCUGUUCCCAGGACUUUGGGUCAGUCAUGGAGGCAAAGUUCUCUCUGUAGAGCUGGUAGCUCAGCCCAGUCAACAGCUCACCAUGGCCAAAGUUCAGAUUUUACGGCCGUACUGCAGCCCGAACCAUCACUUAGUGCCUCCAGGCUGCAGCUCCAUCCUCAAUCCGUUCACCUGCUGCUCACUGAAGCCUCUGUGCAACACCACUGGCGGAUGUCCCAGCGGACAGUACUGGUGCCAUCUGGUGGAAAGCUGCCUGCUGGUAACCAGCCCCUGCAGCCCUUAUCACUCCUCUGCUGAUGGACAGGUCUUCAGUCUGCCACCGCGCUACACUGCAGUGACUCCUUUCUACCAUAUGGUGGCAGACAUAGCAUUGGAAAUACCUCGAGCUUCUGAGCCUGUCCAUAUCAACGUCAUAGUUAAAGGCAAAGAGUUCCCCGUGUUUCCUGAUGAUAUUCUUGCUGUUCAGCACACCAGAAAAUCCGGAGAGUUCCUGCGCUGUUCGAGCGUCUCUGACUCCUCCUGGAGCCAGAGCUAUAUCUCCAUUCUUGGACCUGACUGGGGUGGCUGGGUCAAUGUCGCAGUGUCUGCUCUGACAGACGGAGGCCACUGGGUGGACAGUGUGUCUUGUGACCUACGUCUGAUCUACGCAGACCCUGGACAUCUCUAUGGUCCUUACUCUGUUGUGAACAGCACACAGAGAGAAACAGUUAUAGACGCAAACAUCCCGAGAGACGUUCUGUUCGAUUCUCAGACCCCAGUGACAGGAUUGCAGGUCCUCUAUCCUGUCCUGGGCAAAGAAAGCCAAAUAGAUUUAGCUUUAAAUAUCCAAAAGUUAAUAAUUAUCAAGAUCCUUUCAGGAAGAAAUGCGACAAGCUCAUGGUCUGUACCAGUGUCCAGGACAGGAGUCCCAUUCCUAAAGUCCUGUCCAGAAGAGAUUUCCGAAUUUCGUCCACUUUGUCAAAGGGAUUCUCAUGAUACGUGGUUCUCUUAUGCAUACCUCAUGCCUACUAGACAAGGGGAACAAACUCUGAACAUCACAGCAUCCAAUCAGCUGAACUCUCAGACGCUGAGUGUGAAGAUUCAAGCUCAUAUUAUUAUCACAGGACUGAGAAUACAACCGCAAGGAUUUCACAGGGUUCUAGUGGACAUCCCACAGAUUUUCACCGCAGCAGUGGCCACUGGUUCAUCUGUGAUGUACACCUGGGUUAUUGAUAAUCUAGUCCAUUCUGCCCACAUAGGAGAGGCUUACAGUGCUGCUUUCACCAAACCAGCACAGCACACGCUCAGGGUAACAGCUGAGAAUCCUGUUAGCUCUCAGUUCACAGAGGUCAACCUCACAGCAGACGUAAUGACCCCGCUAGCUGAGCUCACGUUCCUCUCCACGACAGAAGCCGUUGCCGUGAACACCUCGAUCGUCUACGGCGUUAGAGUGAAGCUGGACGUCUCCAUCGGUGUCACGAUAAGGUGGGAUUUUGGCGACCGUUCAAGCUGUGUUAAUCAUACAAGUGUUGCGCCGUUACAAAGGAAGAAUGAUGUUCAGCUGGAUCGGACCGCAACACAGACAUACCUGCAGGAUAAUGCACAUCACAUCUACACAACACCAGGUGACUAUACACUGAGGAUACAAGCCCAAAAUAAAUACGACUUUAUCCAAACGGCUGUGCUGCUUAAAGUAAGAUCUCCACUGACCAAAGUGCUAGUCUCAUCAAAGCCUGCUCUGCCCAAAGUCAACCAAACUAUUCUUUUUGAAACCUCGCCACAGCCGUCUUCAUACGGAAUCGUUUACAUGUGGAACUUUGGAGAUGGUUCGUCAGAGCUUGAAGGACCUCACAGGAUAACCAGGCAUGCUUUUAAGAAAGCCGGCAUCUUCAAUGUUUCUGUGUGUUCCGACAACACUCUGUCAAAGCUGAUUUCCUGGACUAUUGUGGAGGUUUUUGAAACUAUCUCAGGUGUCCAUCUGAGAUACAAUGGCUCCAGUGAACUAGGUUCCAUCACCCAAAUCAGUGGGAGUGUAUCUACAGGAACCAGUCUCAGGUGGACUUUUGAUCUUGGUGAUGGGACUGUGUUUAAAGACCUAGAGAAAAACUCAGUCUCUUACGUCUAUAGGUCUGUGGGAAACUACACAGUCCAAAUAACCACUUGGAAUGCUGUGAGCAGCGUGAGCUAUUCUAUCAAUGUAGAGAUUUAUCAACCUGCUGUUACGGGAAUCCUGCCAUUAGACUGCAUUGUGAGUGGGAAGGAAGUAAAUCUUCAGGCACUUGUGAGAGGAAAUGUUUCUCAGUUAACCUUCCAUUGGAGUUUCGGUGACGGUACCGUGAUGUCCGUGAAGAAAGGAACACCAUCUGUUGCUCAUACAUUCUCAGGUACUGGGAGUUACCUCAUCGACUUGACCAUCUACAGCCAAACAGGAUCUGCACACUAUCAGUCAAACCUAUGUGUUCAGUCCUUAAUUACAGAUAUGAACCUACACUCAUCUCUGAACAUUGCAGCGGUAGGGGAAGAGAUAUGUUUUGAUGUGUCAGUGCUUCCAACUGGUGGUGAAAGCUACCAAUUUCUCUGGUAUAACAGCUCUUCAUGUGACUGCCCUGUCAAUGGGACAUCACAUCAUUGCUUUGUUUUCACACAAGAAGGCCAGCAUGAAAUUAUGGUAAUCACACAAAACCAAGUCAGCAAGAAAGCUGCAUCAACAAUGGUUUUUGUCAAUAGACCUAUAUCAAAAAUGUCUGUACAACACAAUGGAGAUAUGGAGGCGCUUACCAUUAAUCACUCAUAUUUCUUUUGGACCGAGCCACGCCAGAAUGGUGUUGAGAUUGAAUGGGACUUCGGAGACGGUUCGUCGAAGAACGGAGGUCGCAAUGUGUCACAUGCUUUCACUUCAGCCGGUCAGUAUCAUGUCAGUGCUUUAGUUUUCAAUGCAGUUAUCAAAGAGAUCGUCGGUGUGGACGUGGAAGUUCAGGUUCCUAUAUCUGAUGUAGUAAUUCAUUCCAACCAGCCAUUUGCAGAAGCUCUCCAAGAAGCAGUUUUCACCGCUUCAAGCAAUGUCAUGGAUGACAAUAUCAAAUUUUAUUGGUCUGUAGACUCCCUGACUGACUCACACCUUGGAUCAUCAGAGUAUAAAUUUGUGUUUCCUAAAGCAGGGAUCUUUCAUGUAAGAGUCCUAGUACAGAAUUCUGUCAGUAAAAUAGAAACCUUAACAACAAUCGAGGUUUUAGAAAGAAUACAAGAUGUCCAAAUUACAAGCCAGAUUCUAAAAUCGACAAGCUGUUUUCCCACAAAGGAGACUAUCACUUUGAAUGCUUCUGUAAAGCAUGGUACCAGUUUGGCCUAUCAGUGGUUAGUGCAUCAAGAUGGAUGUAAUGACAUAGUCGGGGUUGGCGAACAGUUUACAUUUUGUACAAAUCACCCCGGUAAUGUGUCUGUCAAGCUAAUAGUUUCCAAUGUUUUUAGUAAAGUGUACAGUAAUGUUACUUUAAGGGCAGUUGAACGUAUUUCUGGUGUAAAUAUCUCAGCGGUAAACGUAAUAGCAAAAGGAAAACCCGUUAAGAUAGCGGUGACUUUGAAAACCGGGACAGAUCUUCACUAUAUUUGGUUUUUAGACACCGAUCACUUUCCUAUGACAACAGAUGUACCUUUUAUCCAACACAUUUUUAAUGCCGUUGAUGUUUUUACACUAAGAGUGUCAGUAGGAAAUGUUUUAGGCUCUGUCAAUAGCACUAGACAGUUCACAGUCCAGGAGCCUGUUUCAGAGGUCGACUUUGAGGUAAAUGGACAAUCGAAUCCCUUCUUUGUUGCAUCAAGGAGUCUCUUGAGUUUUCAUGGAUCUGUCAGAACAGGAACUGAUCUACGCUGGGAGUGGACCGCCAUUUUCUGGAAAGGAAGUGCGAUCGUUUUAGAUAAUAAUCAAACCUUCAGCUACUCAUUUAUGGAUGCCAGAGAUCAUAGAGUAACACUUAAUGUCUCAAAUGAGAUUAGCUGGCAGGUCGUGUCACAUGUUGUAACAGUGCAAGAUGCCAUUAAAGGUCUUAGUCUAAGAGUCAGUGAUGCAAUUAUCUGUGAGAAGGAUCCAGUGACUUUCACACCAUCCAUCACUCAGGGAAGCGGGGUUUUAUUUAGCCUGGAAUUUCCAGGAAGGAAUACAAACCUAAAAGAUCAGGAGGAUUUCACCACCUCAUCCAUUCCUGUUGGAGAUCACACCAUCCGGGCAGUCGCAACAAAUCUCGUUAGCGCAUUAUCAUUAAACGUCACUGUGAAGGUGGUAGAACGAGUUACAGGUCUUCAUUUGGUUAACUGCUGCUCUUCUGUCUUUGAAGCAUCAAAACCAGUCAGUUUUAAAGCAUCAGUAAAGACAGGCGCUAAGGUCACUUAUCAUUGGAUUUUCCAUUUAGACGGCUUCAAAACCUUACAACAGAUUGGUCAAAGUGUGCAAUAUUCCCCAAUGGGCAGUGGAUCAAUGUCUGUGACAGUAGAAGCUAUGACUGAUUUCUGUUCGCAGUCCAUGACCGUGACAGUACAAGUUCAGCGGCCAGUGAAAAACGUGAAGCUUUCCAUCUUACCUGAUGGACCUUUUGUAGAUCACGAGGUCACAUUUUUGGCCCAUGUUGAUGGUGGAAGUGACCUUUUGUACAAGUGGAACUUUAGUGAUGAUACCAAAGGGAACCUAAUUACAAAAUCCAAUAAGGAAAUCUACAAAUAUAAUCUUGAAGGCAGAUUUAUGGUUCAAGUAACUGUUUUCAACAAUAUCAGCCAGGUCUCGGCACAAUUCCCAGUUCUUGUAAGGAAACUGGAAUGCACCCUGCCUCGUCUUACUCUCAUCCAAGAGCAUGCAAAAGUUCUUAAAUCGAGGCCAAACUAUUUUGAAGCAAGUGUGGAUCUGAAUGAUUGUGUUUCUUACAAGACAAACUACCUCUGGGAGAUCUUUAUGGAUCCAGGCUGCAUGGAAAGGAAAGUCAUUUUAAAUGGUUUAGUGGAUGUUACGACACCACUCCUGACUCUCCCAAAACACACACUAGAUGUCGGAGACUAUUGUCUAAAGUUUACUACUAGGUUUGAAGGAACACCUUUACAACAUUAUAAGACUACAGGGUUCUCUGUAGUAAACAGUCCGUUGGUUCCACUGAUUAAAGGUGGAUCUUUCCAAAUUUGGUCAAACCAGAAAGAUUUGAUACUGGAUGGAACUGAGUCUUAUGAUCCUGACGCUACUGUUCAGCAGGUUGAUCUGUUGGAGUUCCGAUGGGAUGUUACAGUGCAGAACACCAGUGCGCCUCAAUCUCCAGCAUCCUCGCUCAAUAAUUAUCCAAUUCAAUACAACAGCAGCAAGCUUAUCCUCCCCAGGCAUCUACUAGAGCCAGAGAGAGUGUACCACUUCACACUAACAAUGCAAAAGCAUGGUAGAUCACCUGUCUCAACUGUCCAGCAGGUUCAAGUUCAUGAAGCAGAAGUGUUACCCGUGUCUGUGAAGUGUGUAUCCUGCAGAUUGGUGUUUUCUUCCUCUGUCAGUUACAGUCGUCCUCUUGUUCUGUCUGGAUGUUGUCCUCUGUGUAAUGGCACUCUUCAGUAUAAUUGGACUGCAGAAAACACAAAAGGUGAAGUUUUACUUCUGAAUGAAGUCACAACCCCAACUGGACACAGCUCUACAGAUCUUGUCGUCAGACCUAAUGUGCUAAAGCCUGGAUUGAAAUACAUAUUCAGGCUUAAUGUGUCCCAACCGGCUACCGGACUAUGGGGAUCAGCGAGUAUUGAUUUAACCCAGAAUCGACCACCCAAGGCUGGGAACUGCACACUGUCUCCAGAAGAUUCGGUCCAACUUCUUCAAAAUGUUGUUUCAUUUAACUGCUCAGGCUGGAUGGAUGAAAACAAUAACUCUGCUCAGUUGAUAUACACUCUCCAAGUAGCACAAUGUGAGAACCCAGGAACGCUAUGUCCUUUAAUGACUCUAUACCGAGGCACACAACACACACAUGGCACACUGGUACCCCUGGGUAGUACAAGACCAGGCCGCAAUGCUUCCGUUAUUACUGUAAUGGUUACCAUUGAGGAUAAGAUGGGAGCCAAAGUCACUGCAAUCAAAAGGAAUCUGAUGGUCAUAGCACCGGUGAGUGACCAUAACAAAACAGAAUGGUUGAAGAAAAAGAGUCAGGAGAAACUGUGGGCUUUACUGAAACAAGGCAACCCUCAGGAUGUUAUACCAUAUGCCACGGCCCUGACCAGUCAGCUCAAUCAGUUAAAGGCUACUAGCAUGCAGGAGUUUAAGGACAAAGUCCAGAUGCGAGGCAUUGUGACCCAAGUCUUGGCUUCUCUCUCAGUGUCUUCGCUUCAGGAUGCAGCACAGAUCAGCUCAGCUUUGGCUCAUUCCACAGCCAUUCCGUCUGAGAUUCAAUGCGGAGAGUGUACCUCUCGAGUCGUGGAGACCAUGGGAAAGAUGAUCAACUUGAUCAGAAAGCAAACUAGACAAGGAGAUGUCACUCCUAUAGACACUGGACGGAAUAUUCUGAAUGUUUUAAGUAGCUCGAUGUCUGUUCAGAAUCCUGCGAACGCUUCAGGUUUAUUCAGCACUCGACACCAAGACACUGAAAUGUCAGCGUUUUACCAAGUCGGACAGCUAAUGCGUAGCUUAAUGUGGUCACAGAUGCCUGGAGAGGAAGCUCUCGACCUCAAAUCACCACAAAUCAGUGCGGUCGGGAAGCGUGGUGACCCGACUUCAGACCUCAUGUGCAGCGAGCCGUCGAGUCUCUGCCACUUUCAGAUCCCUCGGAACCUGAGCUCACGUCUGAGGACUGAAAGAGGGGAUGUCGUUCAGAUUCUCCUGGUUAUGGAGAGCGAAGAGCUCCCAUUCAUCUCCACUGCAGAUCCACCAAUUUCCACUAUGCUAGCUGCGAUGGAGUUCAGCACACCUCAGGGUCUGCUCAUCCCCAUCACGAACCUGACCGCUGAAAGUGCUAUACGUGUGAUGCUACAAAACAAGAAGACAGAGGUCUCAGGAAGGGUUAAUGUCACUCUGGCGUCAGAAGGAAGUGUGAACUUCACAGUCAGAGCUGUUGAGACGGAGCCGAAUGCUGGGAUCUUUAUCGCCUUUAACUUCAGCUUGAUUCAAGGAAGUGGUAAGUUUAGCUCUGGUAACGUAAGCAUCAUCAUAACUGAUAAACAAACAUCUCAACCGUCCCAGCUCUUUUAUGUUAAAGAGCUGACCUUCAACGUCUCAAGCAUGAGUCCUUCAGUGGAGGAAACGGUCUUCCUCACGCCGAUCUUGAAUGGUUCUGCUAAGGACCUGUAUGUGACCCUGAAGAACAGCGUGGGUGUGGAGUUGUGUGUCUCAGUGUGUGUGUUCAGCUCGCUCUGCCAGUUCUUCAGCAUGGAACAGAGACGUUGGAGCACAGCCGGUCUGAGCGUGCUCAGUACUAGCAGCCCUGAUACUGCUCACUGCCUUACUGAACACCUCACACUUUUCGGAGCCAGUCUGUUCGUUCACCCAGACUCCAUCGUACUUCUAGCACCAUCAGAUGGACCAAGCAGAAACAUAGUGGUGGGGUUAGUGUGUGGUGUUCUACUUCUGAUUCAUCUGCUGGUUGGUCUCAUCGCUCACAAGAUAGACCAUCUGGAGAGCACACGCUUGAGCUGCAUCCCGCUGUGUGGCCAGUCAGGACGCCAUCGUUAUCGGGUACUGGUUAAAACUGGCUGGUACAGAGGGGCCGGAACCACUGCUCAUGUAGGCAUUAGUCUGCAUGGGAUAAACAAAAGUGGCUCACGCCACCUGCAAAGGGAAGGUGCCUUUCAGAGGAAUGGUCUAGAUGACUUUCAGGUAGAAACCGAGGUCAGCUUGGGAGAAAUCUGGAAAAUAUGCAUCUGGCAUGAUAACACAGGUCUGGACCCUUCAUGGUAUCUUCAGCAUGUGACAGUAUGGGACCUGCAGACAGAUAACAUGUUCUUCUUCAUGGUAGAGGAUUGGCUAUCUGUGGAGAAUGAAAAGAACUCGGGUUUGGUUCAGAAAGUGGUGCUGGCUACAUGUCCCCCAGAGCUGCGACAGUUCAAAAGGAUUUUGCAAGCACAGCUGAUAUACGGAUUGCAGGAUCAUCACCUCUGGCUGUCUCUAUGGGAGCGUCCAGCUCACAGCGUUUUUAGUCGUGCUCAGAGAGUAACCUGCUGUGCCCUGAUUCUGCACCUUUACCUUGCAGCGGGGGCAGUGUGGUACGGAUCAGUAGCCACAACAAGCAGCGGAGGUCCGGUUGCUGAACAGAUGCUGAUGACCCCAGAGACUGUACUGGUUGGAAUGACCAUCACUGUUCUGAUGUUUCCUCUCCAAACCCUCCUCAGCUUCUUGUUCAGAAAAACCAAGAGCAAGGUUGCCAUGGAGAUCUCGCUGCCUCCAUCUCCUAUGUCUGAUAUUGUCGAAAUGGAUGUGUACCUACGCCACCCAGAUACGUCCUGCGCUUCCUUUUUGUCCAUGCCUACAGGCCACGGGUCCUCCACAAAUGAGGGAUCUUCACUUGAGUCCUCAGAGAGCCUGAAACUGGAGUCUGAAUUUUGGAACACUUCACAGUUUGGGAGUGAAAGCAGGCUGGAACAGUGGACAUCAAUUGACAGCAUUAUAGGCUUUGGCGAGAUGAUGGAACCCACAAGGCUCUUGAAGAGAAAAAGAGCACUUCUCAAGUUAAGGCUUAAUUCUCCAGCAUCUGAACUUUCAAACUCUGAACACAGCAGUUCUCCAGAUCUGAAGAAACAGCAGCCAUCAUGCUCUGAAGAUGAGUUACAGCCUGUUUUUGCAGAUCUUUUCUCAUCCAGUGAUGCUUCCUCGGGGCAAAGUACGUCUGACAGUGGCCAAUAUUCACCCAACGAAACCGUACUAUCUGACACACUGGACAGCUCCUCUAGUGAAUGGAUGGAUGUGAGUGUGGAGAAAUCUGAUUGCGAUGCUGUCCUUUAUAAAUCUCACUGCUCUAUGUCGGUGUGUAGUGUGGCCAGUACUUUUCUCCCCAGUCUUCCCCCGGACUCCUUCAGCACCACCUCUACUACACACAUAGGUGUAUCGCGCAGUGGCCCGGGUCUGAUGCUACCAGCUUGGAUGUUGGGUGUGGCUUAUCUUUUUGUGGCUGUGCUCUUGGGAACAUGUCUUGCUUUAGUGGGCUUAUACGGUAGCUCCUUCUCCAACUCGGUGCUUCUAAUGUGGCUCACUUCAGUCCUUUCAGCCUUCUUCACAUCAGUUCUGGUUCUGGAGCCUCUCAUGAUAUGCAUUCGGGCCAUGUAUCUUGCCUUAGUGGUGAAACCAGUAGACCCUGAAGUGGAGGAUCGUUUGGCCCAGGAGUCAAUAGUGAUGAGGGUAUGGAAGGAUCAAGGGGUUAAAGUGCGUCCUCUCUGUGGCUAUGGCCUGUUGCAUGCUAAAGAAGAGGCACGGAAAGUACGAAUUCUCAGAAAUCUAAUGAAGAACUGCCUUAUCUACAUGCUGUUCCUGUUGGUGGUUCUCAUGAUGAACUAUCAGGAUAACAUCCAGGAGGCGAACGGCAGACUCCUUCACUCUGCAUUUAAACGUUCAAUCAUCUCAGCCUCGCCAGGACAACCUAACCUAACAGGCCUAUCAGGGUGGGCAGAUGUGUGGCAGUGGAUGGAACAAAGAUUAACAACACACCUCCACAGAAAUCCCUCCCUCUCUCUGAUUGGCAUAGCACGACUACAGAGAGUGAAUACCAAAGACACAAUAAAAAAUAGCCAGACUUUCAUGAUGGUCAGUGCUGAAAAUUCAGGACAUCUAAGACAAAGACACCAAAGCAACAGGACUACCUCCUUCCUCACCUGGCCAUGGCCUACACCACAGUCAUGUGAUUCCAGUGAGACAGAUGAGAUGUUGCUUGGAAACAGCAGUUUCUUCACCAGUCACAUCCUGUCAGACCUGAAACAAACACAUUGGUUCACAGCAGAGACCAAAGCUGUGCUAGUCGAGUUUACUCAGUACCACAGAGAGACUGGGAUAUACCUGCCAGUCUCCAUACUGCUGGAGAAAACCCAGACACAGCGGAUUCUCUCCACCGUCUCCAUCCAGUCUUUUCAUAUCCCAGGAUCUUUUUCUGGACCUGAAUUAAACAUUGCCAUAACGGCCCUACUGCUGAUCUUCUCCUUGUGUUUCCUGAGUGCUGAGGUUCAGAGGAUGCUCAGAGAGCGAGCUCAGUACCUAACCCAGGGAUGGCAUCUCUUCCAGCUUUUGGUGGCUUUACUGUCCUUCUCAGCAGCUUCACUGCAUUUUUGUUUCUUGUCCACGGCCACUAUGUGCCUUUCCGGUCAGGUCUCCAAGCCUGAUACCUUCACAGGAUUUCACAGCAUUGCUUCUUUGUCCAAGAUUUCCUCGCAGCUCUCAGCUGUGUUACUGAUGUUGCUGGUUCUACAGAUGGCAGGUUCUUUGCAGUUUGUAAGAAGAUGGGUGGUGUUCAGCAGAGUUCUCCACCAGGCCUGCUCUGAGAUCUUUGGAGUAGUCCUCCUGUUUGUGCUUCUGCUGCUUCUCUUCUCCCACACAGGCAGCUUGCUUUUCUCAGCUUCAGUGGAAGGCUUCAGGACUGUAAAGCAAGCUAGUCAGACCCUACUGUGCUUACUGAGAAAUCGGAUAGUUGUACGGCAGCUGUCUGAGGAGCAUCCAGUACUUGGGCCCCUGUUCUGCCUCACUGUAUUUGGACUGGGGUUCUGGCUCUUUGGGCAUCUAUGUGGGGCUGUAUUGCUCCACAGGUACAAGACUAUUCGGAAAGAAAUGUACCGGCCAUCUAUGGAACCACAGGACUACGAGAUGGUAGAGUUUCUCAUCAAGAGGCUCAAGCUAUGGAUGGGGCUCAGCAAGAUCAAGGAGUUUAGGCACCGAGUAAAGUUUGAGGGCAUGGAAUCACCACCAUCUAGAUCGUCCCAGUGCUCCCAUUUCUCCAGCAUCAGAUUGCCCAUCAGUCCUACUGGACCUCGUCUGGUAUCCUCUGCCUCCUCUCAGGUCUCAGAGUCUUCUACAGUCUCAGAGAGCCUUGAGGUCCAGCAGUAUCUUGAUCGUUUGCUGCCGUCAGUGGAAAGUCUCCUUGCUGGUUUUGACCGUGUCAAUCAACUUAACGAUGAUGUCUUGUACAUUGAGGAGCAGCUUCAGAAAGUGCAAAGGAGAAUUGCCCAAAACAAAAGGACAAAUAUCGAACCAGGACCAGAGAUGCCCCCAACAACAAAAUUGGAAAUACCUAGCCAAACUUCCCUUUGCAUAGGACUGAAGCCUCUUCAGCCUUUCCUUGAUGGUAUCUCUGAGGUCCCCCCUUCUCGCCGUGCAACCCACUCCGAGUCCUCACUCCUGGGGCCUUCUGCUCACCUCUCAACUGAUCUAUCAGUAGCAGGAAGGUGGAAAUCUCAGACAGCAGACCCAGAGAUUAGGGGUUUCCCUAGACGAAGAGCCUGGCACUCAGGAACUUGUCACUCUGCAGAUACCAUUCAAAGGUUCUCUAAGUCUCAGAGCCCUGGGGCCAUUCUUCUAAGACCUCGCAGUGAAGAAAGGGAUUGGUCUGAAGCAAAUGAAGGCAUGCCAAUUAAAAAGAAAGCCUGGCAUUCUGAUCCCUCUGAGAUAGAAAAGGACUAAGAGUGUAUGCUACAGACACAAAAUUUGGUAGAGUUCUUUAAAUGAAUUAUGCAUGUGCUGGCUUGGAAUUUGAACAGUAACUCGAGUAAGGAGCAGGAAAGUGGAGACACCUGUUUGGGAAAAGUGUACCUGUCAAUCAUUUCUGUGUAGUUAACUUUAACUGGUACAAAGCGGUUUCUCAGCAAUGCAUACAUAGAGCUUGAAGGACUGUUAAAUAAAGUGGUACCUUUAUAUAUUUUGAA